Messenger RNA from Lentinula edodes (shiitake mushroom), 1790 nucleotides. RefSeq lists its product as uncharacterized. The record is from RefSeq and is a predicted model, not a curated record. The coding region runs from base 246 to 1601 and encodes 451 amino acids. NCBI's taxonomy places the organism in Eukaryota, Fungi, Basidiomycota, Agaricomycetes, Agaricales, Omphalotaceae. The transcript has 11 exons.
CGAUCGACCCGGUCCGCUACGGGGCCAUUUUGGUAAACUUGAACUUGAGUUUUCGCGUUCGUUACUUGGUCGUUCUCGUCAAAACAAAACCGUAGAAUUACAAUCAUUGAAGCUUCUUGGAACUUAGGUCCUGCCUCGUGUAUUCCUGCAGGCCAUCAUUAGAUUCAACCAUUUCGAGGAAUAUGACUCUUGCUCUCUAACAGCCUUGGCCAUCUUACUUAUAAUCAUCACUGCUACGCCUGAAUAUGCUUCUGUCUCCAGCAGGUUCCAACGCCAGUCUUACGUCUAAUUCAUUUUGGAACAAAUUCAAGUCAAAAAAUAAGGAGCCCGAUUUGCGUGAAAAACAGGCACAGAUGGCCCUCACAAGGACACGAUUAUUGACACUCGCCUUCGGUGAGAUGGAAACGAUACGAACCCUUCCAAGUUCAUUUGCUGAGCUCGAACAGGCAGCAAGAGAAUGGGCGCGGCCGCCACCAGAUGCUAUAUUCAGUCUGCGGGUACCCGUAGAAUAUGCGUCCAUUCACGCUGCACGUUUGGUAGCAGGACCCUACAUCUACCUGACUAGCGAGGACUCGUUCCAAAUAGCGGCCAUGGGUGCCCAAGGUCUUCGCGUCGAGAUCGUUAGCGACGCACCACCACCUCCAGACGAACCUCCACCUCCUCCGCCGCCACCGGUCCUGGAAAUGCCUGCUACCUUCAAUUUGGAGCUUGUGCCUGGUCAACACGUAGCACUCGAUACGACCGUCACAUCCGACGAACUCGAUAUGGCUCGAAUGGAAGAUGGCACUACUGUCGACGGCAUGUUCUGGGGCAAGCUUGACAUCGUUCACAAUGGUGACGACCACAGGAUGGAAUUUAGCGGCACACGUCUGACAAACCAACAAGAUUAUUCCCCCGAUUUCAUGUUCGACUCAAGAGUGAUGACCAAACUAGCCGUAGCCGCUAAGCCAACAACCGCAAAAUGCAAUUUGAGCCUCCUUACACCAGAAACGACUUACUGCGACGUGACGUUAAUGUUCUCGCCGUAUUGGAAGCCGGGGACUAUCUGGCCCCCCGCAGAAAGUUUGGGAGACAACAAGGUCAAGUACUUCCUACGGGUACAUCCCGGAGGGGCUCUCGAGCAUUUUGACAGCGAGGUAGUCUCCACAGCCUUGUAUUAUGAGGCCAUACCAGACGCCGGUAUGCUCGACCCCGAUGAUGUGAUUGGACCCAGAAAUGGAUACGCAAUGUCAUAUCGGGACUUCAUACCCCAUCUAAUAAAUGUACUUGACCAGCUGGGUAUGUCGUUAUACGCCAGAACCAAUUUCAUCAACAACAACAUUGCCGCCUUCGCCGCGCACAAAAACAUCGCUUAUCGAUUCAUGAGUCCUAGCAAGAUCGCUGCAGCCGUGGAUAUCACUGUUACAUCUGAACCCUGCGUAUUCACGCGUCUAUUCCUUAUCUUCCGGGGACUCAACGAUGAUGAAGUUGGGAUCUUUGCAGGUGCCGGAGAGAAGGAGGCAAACACUGUGAAUUGGCGAGAGGUUGUCACUUGGUCAGAAGAUUCAAAGGACCCGACGAUGUUUCGGGUGCUCGAGACGAGUGUGCUAGAAGUAACAUGACUGUCACUUUUCUACUUUCAAUGUUUUUGGCGGUCGUAAGUUGAAGUUUCUCUCAGGCAGUAUCUCUUAUAAUACUAUCAUAUAAAAGUCCCUCUUCCUUAUCUCCCCGUUGUUAGUCUGCUCUCCAAUGCUGUAGCCUUUGAAUUUGUAUAAUUGUCACUCGUCCAUAUGCCUGAGAUGCAGCCUGGC